AUGGGGGAAUGAGAGAAAGAGGGAGUGUUUUGUGUCAAUGUGUGUGAAAGAGGGAGGGAGCAAACUCCCCGCACAGUCGGGAGUUUCACUCUCCCUGCUCACCGUGGUCAUUUUCCUGGACACUGAAGCAUCACAGAGGAUUUUAAUCAGAGCGUGAGGAGUUCAAAUUCGUACGCUCCAUCCGAACUUUCACCGUCAACUCCGCCUGUUUGAGACGAGCACGGAGAUGAGCGGUCGUGCCCUGCCGUCCUCCAUACCUGAGGAUGCCGAAACUCAGGACCACGUUCCUCGUGGGGAGAUGAACGGCUACCACCAGAGGCUUCAGAUGGGAGAAGGUGGAGAGGCUGAGCUUCCUGUGUCCAAGUCCCAGAGACGGAAGAGUGAUGUCAAAGUCUACAAGGAGUUUUGUGACUUUUACGCUCGCUUCAACAUGGCUAACGCCCUGGCCAACGCCAUGUGCGAGCGCUGUAAGAGCGGCUUCGCCCCGGCGGAGAAGAUCGUGAACAGCAACGGGGAACUUUAYCACGAGCAGUGCUUUGUUUGUGCUCAGUGUUUCCAGCAGUUCCCUGAAGGACUCUUUUACGAGUUUGAAGGCAGGAAGUACUGCGAACAUGACUUCCAGAUGCUGUUCGCUCCUUGUUGCCACCAGUGUGGUGAGUUCAUCAUUGGCCGCGUGAUCAAGGCGAUGAACAACAGCUGGCAUCCGGAUUGUUUCUGCUGUGACAUCUGCAGGGCCGUGCUCGCAGAUGUUGGAUUUGUUAAAAACGCUGGACGGCACUUGUGUCGUCCGUGUCACAACAGAGAGAAAGCUCGAGGGCUCGGGAAGUACAUCUGCCAGAAGUGUCACGCCAUCAUCGAAGAACGACCUCUACUGUUCAAGAAUGACCCCUAUCACCCCGAUCACUUCAACUGCAACAACUGCGGUAAGGAGCUGUCAGCCGACGCCCGGGAGCUGAAGGGGGAGCUCUACUGUCUCCCCUGCCACGACAAGAUGGGCGUCCCCAUCUGCGGGGCCUGCCGGAGACCCAUUGAGGGCCGCGUGGUCAACGCCAUGGGCAAGCAGUGGCAUGUUGAGCAUUUUGUGUGUGCYAAGUGUGAGAAGCCCUUCUUGGGACAUCGCCACUAUGAGCGCAAGGGCCUGGCCUACUGCGAAACCCAUUAYAACCAGCUGUUCGGAGAUGUUUGCUACCACUGCAAUCGUGUUAUUGAAGGAGAUGUGGUGUCUGCCCUAAACAAGGCCUGGUGUGUCAACUGCUUUGCCUGCUCCACCUGUAACACCAAACUGACUCUCAAGAACAAGUUUGUUGAGUUCGACAUGAAACCGGUGUGUAAGAAGUGCUACGAGAAGUUCCCCUUGGAGCUGAAGAAGAGGCUGAAGAAGCUGUCCGAAGCUGCUGCGAGGAAGUGAACGCGCAGCUGAAGAGGAAACAGCGAGGCGGCCCGAUUCACUCCACCUCUGAGAAUCACUGAAGAUAGAAAUUGGUGAUUUAUUCUACAUUUAGGUCGGUUAUUUUAGUGGAACUGAACCUGGAUCUUUAGUUCCUAAAACCAGCAGUCAGAUUGUUGGUUGGUUAUUUUUUUUGCUUCACUAGUUUUUGCUUAAAUGCUGCACUGUUUAUAUUUUUAUAUAUACUUGCUUAUUUCACUGCUAAACCUAUACAGUGUAGCACAAGUGACAGUGGUCCUGUAUUUAAUAACAAACUGUAGUUGACAUUUGGAAGCAUGACUGAAAAAUAACUUGUUAAAGUUAGCCAACGUGCUUAUGUGAUGCCAAAGAAACGAGUCUCCUGUUUGAAUGAUGUUACUGCUAUUUUUUCAUAACUGAGUAAAAAAAGAUAAAAACAAUGCUGUUGUAUUAAAUGUGUAUGUAUUACUCAAUAAUGUUACUUGUUUGUUUCCUAAUAUGUAUCACUGUAUGUAUAAUUAACAUAAUGAAAGUAUGUAAAGUAAUGAACUCCAUCUCUGGCAGCAAUAGUGCCUUGUUACAGUAUUUGCCAGAACUGGUAUUUCUUUUUUAAAAAAUCCAUGUUUUAUGUAUUUUUAUACAUUUUUGUUCACAUUGAAUCCAUAAAAGAGACAAAAAAGCUGAAAUCGGGUUUAAAUCAUGUGCAACUGUACCUCCAUGUGUUACAGAAACCGGAUGUUGGAAUAUUACCAGUAGUUGUAUGUAAKCCAAAGAAAGUGAUCCUCUUAAAGAAGUGUACCAACUUCCUYGAGGCUCAGACUCGCUUAGGAAAAGAAGCCAACUGUUCUUACGUCAAAGUGAUUUGUGUGCGCUCUGUUUUAUCAUGUAAAGUUUAAUUUAAUGCAUUAGGGUUCAGCGGAAAAGCACAUUCCACAGUUUUAUGAAUGCAAAUGUUUGUUUUUUCAUACUGCAUUUCAACACUGACUGAAACUACAACACUUCUUUUGUAGAAGCUCAAACUAUGACUUUUGUUAGACUGAAUUUCAGCAGCAUCGUAGUGCUUUACACAAAAUAUACUCUUCUGUUAUUGUAUUGCAAAUGCUUGUUUUUCCAACAUAACACUCCAAAGCGUAUGUUCAGGACUUGAAAGCUUUUUUUUUUUCUGUAAGCUUAUUGGAAUAAAGUAUUUCAAAAUUAGGAA
This is a messenger RNA of Austrofundulus limnaeus, 2606 nucleotides long. RefSeq names its product LIM and senescent cell antigen-like domains 2 (gene lims2). The transcript has 10 exons. Gene Ontology annotation, cellular component: cytoplasm; cell-cell junction; focal adhesion. The record is from RefSeq and is a predicted model, not a curated record. The coding region runs from base 227 to 1408 and encodes 393 amino acids. Lineage: Eukaryota; Metazoa; Chordata; Actinopteri; Cyprinodontiformes; Rivulidae. Gene Ontology annotation, biological process: positive regulation of substrate adhesion-dependent cell spreading; positive regulation of integrin-mediated signaling pathway; cell-cell junction organization.